This is a messenger RNA of Rotaria sp. Silwood2, 414 nucleotides long. NCBI's taxonomy places the organism in Eukaryota, Metazoa, Rotifera, Eurotatoria, Philodinida, Philodinidae. The record is from the annotation of a GenBank genome assembly.
UUCAAUGAUAUUAAAAAAUAUGUCUACGAAGAAUAUUUUGCUCGACAAAUCUAUUGGAUUAAAAAAAAUAGUACAAUCGAAAAUUUUUUACAUCUAACAAAUUCUGAUUUGCCUGAAAUAUUUCAAGCGGUAAAAGUAUCAAAUCAUUUGUUGGUAUUCAAUCUGGAAAUGGCUGAAACAUUUAUUUUCCCAGGUGUUAAAGAACAUUUGGAUCGAUCAUACGGAUAUCCACCUGCAGUUGUUGUCGGAAAGUUUCAACAACGCUUAAAAGCUAUUAAAGCAAUAGAUCAAUAUAGUGUGUUGAUUCAAGCUAUACGACUUAGUGAUACCAUCAAAUCACCAAAUGACAUGAUUGAUUUGAUAAGACGUUCCGUACGUGUAUCAAAUCAACAAGGUUAUACCAAUAUAAGAUAG